AUGACAAACCUCCGCUUUCUGCAUAUUUUCGUUACCCUUUGUCUACUCGCAAUUGGAGCAAAUGCCUUCUCAAUAAACCGAAUUGAGAAUCGUGCCGCUGAUACAUCCUGUGCUAAGACGCCAAACACAAGCAACCCAGAUGAUGACUCCAACAAUAAGAAUGUGAAGAUCAACUACUCCACCCAAGAGGGCGAGACAUGUACUCAGGAGCAGAAAGGAGAAAUUGAAACCGAGUUCCGAAAUGCCAUUGCAAUGGUCAACUCUGCGAAGGCCGAUUGGAGCAAGGACGGCUAUGAGGAUAUCUUCUUCGCCAAAACAGCUCAAAAAAUGCCCAAAUACAAGGAGACAGUACAUGACACGCUGACCCGCAUCACCGAAAUGCUUGAUGGAACCGUUAACGCCAAGGAUUAUACACUUACGGUUACCUGCGCUGGGAAGGCCAAGUCUUGUGCAAAAUUUGUUGCUUUCAUGAAACAAGCGGACAAGACUCAUGGUACUCUCAAUGUCUGCGAUCACUUCUUCGAUAAGAAUAUCGACCGCAAGCAGGAGCGAUACGUUGAUACGACCGAUAAUCGUCUUGAGCAGUGCGAAAAUGGUUCACUCGACCUUCGUGAUGCCCAGCGCUCACGUGCUGGUGUCCUUGUCCACGAGUCUAUCCACACGUCUUAUGCGAUGGGUGGCCCUGAUCCGGGUGAGGAUAUAGCUUAUGGCCUCGAUGCCGCUCGCCUGCUUGCCAUGGGCACCUUUGACCGACGUUGUGGUAAUGGACCGGCUAUGCGCGCGCUGACAAGUAACAAGCCACUGUGCGGGAAAACGCCUCAGGAUCCCAAGACUGAAGAUGGCCUGUGUAAGUCAGAGCUCUGUAUGCAGAAUCCAGAUUCUUGGUCUUUCGUGGCAACCGGUAUCUGGUUCAGUGAGCAGUGCAAAAAGAAAAUUCAACUGCCCCAGGAAGAUGGCGGAAAGACCAACGCUGGUAUUUCUUCCAAGGGCAAGCCCAACGACAACAGUGCCGAGUCGCACUGCAAUGGGUACAGCACUGGUGUUGCAGACUUCCCAUUUGAUUAA
Molecule: messenger RNA, 1065 nt
Organism: Penicillium daleae
Lineage: Eukaryota; Fungi; Ascomycota; Eurotiomycetes; Eurotiales; Aspergillaceae
Exons: 2
Coding region: 1-1065 (354 amino acids)
Molecular function (GO): metallopeptidase activity
Source: RefSeq, a predicted model, not a curated record